AUGCCUGCACCCAAACCCAGAUUGACAGACGACCAAAUCAAGGUCGCCUACGCUAUUAUCGACACCUUCAUCCCUGAACUCACCGGUCAGGAACUCGAGGACUUUGUUCGCCAACACUCCAAUGGCACCAACGACGACAUCCUCCGUGCCUUUGGAAAGUCUGGCAUCAUAAACGAGGACCUCGGACGCCUCGUCAUCGACAAGUUGCACUCUCUUCCCGCGGAAAAGAUUGACGAACUCGGCACAGUCUUCAAAGUCCUUAACACCAAGGUGGGAACAUUGGCUCUUGGAGGAACCUACGGCGAGUUUGCCUCGCUCUCUCGCGAGCAGCGCACCCAGAUCGUUAUUGGAUGGUCCAACAGCAUGAUUAGCAAGCUCCGUAUCUUUUCCCGUGCCAUGUUGACCUUGGCCGCUAUCAGCUACUUUUCUCACCCUGUUGAGUCUGCCCAACGCGCCAUGGAGUACCCUGGAGCUGACCCCGAGAUGCACUCUGACCGCUUCACUGCAAAGUCUUUCCCCGUAUACGACUUUAUUCAGGUCCCUCCUCAGGGCCUUGAGCAGUCGUAUGAUGUGGUGAUUGUUGGAUCGGGUGCUGGAGGCGGAGUGAUGGCAGCCGAGCUUUCCAAGGCUGGGAAGCGUGUUCUUGUGAUUGAGAAGGGCCACCAUUACCAGCAGAGCGAGUUGACUCUAGUCCAGUCUGAUGGCUUCACCAACCUCUAUGAGAACGGCGGAUCAUUAACCAACACGGACGGAACUGUGACUAUUCUUGCUGGUGGCACCUGGGGCGGUGGAACCACCGUCAACUGGUGCGCGUCCCUCCAGCUCCCCCACUAUGUUCGUGAGGAGUGGGCCAAGCAGGGACUUCCUUACUUCAACACCCCCGCCUACCAAGAGUCUAUUGACGCCAUUACCACCCGCCUCAACAUCUCGGACAAGUACAUCAAGCAUAAUAACGCCAACUUGCUCUUGUUGGAGGGCUGCCGCAAGCUCGGAUACCCCACCAAGAACAUCCCCCAGAAUACGGGCGGUCAGGAGCACUCUUGCGGCUGGUGCGGAUUCGGCUGCCGAUUCGGAGAAAAGCAAGGAACAAUGAUGACCUUCUUGGCAGACGCAAAGGACCAUGGAGCCAAGUUCAUGCAGGAUUCCUUUGUCGAUCGCGUCUUGAUCGAGAAGGGCAAGGCUGUCGGAGUUAUUGGUACUCAGAAUGGACGCAAGUUCACCAUCCGGGCUUCCAAGGUUGUUGUCUCUUCGGGGUCGAUCCACACGCCUUCGCUCUUGAGACGCAGUGGACUGAAGAACAAGAACAUUGGAAAGAACUUGCACCUUCACCCUGUCUCGUAUGUCUUUGGCGAGUUUGACCAGCGCAUCGACUGUUAUCAGGGCUCUAUCAUGACCGCUGUGACGACGGUUGCAGAAAACACUGAUGGACACGGCUACGGAUCUAAGAUCGAGGUCCCUUCGCACCACCCGGGAAUCAACUCCAUCUUUCCCAAGUGGGAGAACGCGGCCGGGUAUAAGGGAGCCAUGUUGAGCCUCAACCACAUCGUCCCCCUCAUUGUUCUCAGUCGCGACCGUGAUGGCGGAUCGAUCGUGAACGGAGCCGAUGGCCUGCCUCGUAUCAACUACACGGUCUCUAAACACGAUACCCUGUCACUGGAAGAGGGCAUUGAGCGGUCCUUGAGCAUCUUGGUCGCUGCUGGUGCCAAGAAGGUCUGGACCUGCCAACGUUUCAUUCCUGAAUUCGCGGUCAAAUCGGAUCUCGGAGUUGAAGAUCCCGAGUUUAAGAAGUACCUCAAGGCCGUAGUACGCGAAUCCAUCAAGCCCGGCUCGGCUACCAUCGGAAGUGCCCACCAAAUGGGAUCCUGCCGCAUGGGUAACAACCCCAAGACGUCUGCUGUCAAGCCUACGGGAGAGACCUGGGAGGUCAAGGGUCUGUACGUUGCCGAUGCCUCAGUCUUCCCUACUGCCAGCGGUGUCAACCCCAUGUUAACCACCUACUCUAUUGCCCACUCCAUUGCCCAAUUCAUCAAGAAGGCCGAUAACUCCUCCAAGCUUUAA
Linnemannia hyalina is the source of this 2058-nucleotide messenger RNA. NCBI's taxonomy places the organism in Eukaryota, Fungi, Mortierellomycota, Mortierellomycetes, Mortierellales, Mortierellaceae. The record is from the annotation of a GenBank genome assembly.